Molecule: messenger RNA, 2093 nt
Organism: Platichthys flesus (European flounder)
Lineage: Eukaryota; Metazoa; Chordata; Actinopteri; Pleuronectiformes; Pleuronectidae
Gene: igsf5a
Product: immunoglobulin superfamily, member 5a
Exons: 9
Coding region: 55-1209 (384 amino acids)
Biological process (GO): cell-cell adhesion
Source: RefSeq, a predicted model, not a curated record
CAGCCACAGGUGGAGUCGCGUUGCUCACCUGCCGUUCCAGGAAAUGAGGCUUUGAUGAAGUCCACACAGCUCCGCUGCCGCUACCACACAGACAACACAAGCAUGACCGUCUCCUGGAAAUCACUGCCCACGUUCCUCCACAUCUGCUUACUCCUGUGCACCACUGGAGCGGUGAUCCAACAGUUCCAGCUGGAGCCUGCGAACCAAACAGUGCUGCAGGGCUCUGAUGUCAAGUUCAACGCCACCGUGCAGGGACAAUGGCUGUUCAUGACCUGGAGCGUCGGAGAUAAUUUGGUCCUCACUGUCCCUGUAGAAAGCAAUGGGACCUCAUCCUUACCACAGUUCUCUGCCAAAUUCUGCUCAACUGGUGACCCCAGCUGUGUGGAGUUCACCAUCCACAACGUCAACCGCAGUACCAAUGGGUUGGUCACCUGCAGCGUGCAGGGGGCUUAUGGAUCCAAGACUGCACAGUUUAACGUUCAAGAAAGUGGCACAGUCAACAUCCUGGGAGGGAACGUGACCGCGGACCAGGACCAGCAGGUGGAGUUCCAGUGUGUUACUACUGCUUGGUUCCCCAUACCCACAGUAAGCUGGACCCAAAACAGUAACGCUAUAGACAGCAGCCUGUACAACACCAGCAGCAUGGCGGAUGGUGACCUCUUUAACUCCACCAGUGUGCUCAAGUUCCAGGCAGUCAAAAACACCACAGUGGAGUGUUGUGCAACUUUGCCAGCGCUAACAAACCCACUGUCCAGCUCCGUCUCCUUGGUGGUUGUUCCCAAACCUCCUACAGUUCCCAAACCUCCUGACUGGACUGUGCUGAUAGCUGUGGUCGUGUCUUUUGGAGGUGCUGCUUUGCUGGCUUUACUCAUCCUCGGAAUCAUCUUCUGCUGCAACCGCAGAAAAGAAAAACAAUCCAACUACCAAGACGAAAUGAGCAGGAGGGUGAGGACACAGAGCCAGCUAAGUACAGUCAGUGAAGCUGCACUGAGACGGGGUCAAGCCAAUAGAGGAUUUGAGCCAGAAGGUCAAACAAGUGUCUCUCCCAGUGAACUCACUGACAGUGGCUCUUACCAGGCAAAUGGCCCCAUUGCUUACCAGAUGCCUGAUAUCCUCAACGGUGAACAGACAGGAAAUGGCUACAACAGUGCCCAACACACUUUGGACGGAUCAGGCUUUAGGAAACACAGACAUCUCACCUUUGUAUAAGGACAGAAAGAAAACCACAAAGAACUUGAACAGCAGCCUGAAGUCAAACUGGACUGCAAAUGUUGAAGAAAGGUGGACGAAGGCCUGGAUCUGCCCAGAGCAAAGACUGAUGGAAUAACAUGGAGUGGAUGGAGUCCCAAGUUGAGGCUGAUAUUGCAAAACUACUGGGUAUUACUCAAGUUAAGUUGCAGUAGCAGCAUCAUAACAGAUUAGCACUGACAAACAUGACAAACAACUACAGCAGCCUUCUGAUGCUGCUGCAUAAAAUGGUGAGUUUGUUCUCACAACGGACUAACAGGACUGGGGCCAUACUUCUUUCAGCCCUGUUUAUCUAGUUCAUGCUAAACCAUAUCUUUACAUCGAGAUAAUUAUUCAAAAGUCACCAUGUUAGUCUUCUUUUGUCUCUAAAUGUGUUAUAAUCUAAUACAUGUAAUUGCCUGUUCUGUGACUGGCAGCUUAUUUUUACAAUGUGAUAAAAGAAUUAUAUAUAAAACACUGUAAACUUGUAAAUGUUUCAAACAGUCCCUAUGAGGAAUUACACAUUUAUGAACUGUAUAAUAUGGUGUAAAAUGCUAAUUUAAUUUAUAUUUUAUAAUUGAGCCAUAUGUCUGCAUAAACUUGUAUGAAAAUGUAAAUAGAGGCCGGGCUUCUGCUCCCCUUACAAUUCAUGUGGGACCCUCUACAGCCCCAUUGAGAUGAACUAGCUAUAUUGAAUGUUUCCAUCAAAUCCAGUGAGAUCAGUUGUUCACAGAUUGAUUCAUAACUCAAUCUUUAUUUUUCAGACCAUUCUGAUCUCUGUCCAAGUGUCUGGAGACAGAGAGUUUGAACUUUCUGAGACAAAGAUAUUGAAAUAAACACACGUUCGACCUGGUGGUGGCACUGUU